AUGGAAAACGUGGUGCGCGAGCUGGAGCUAUGUGGGAAGCGGCCGACACCGCUGGCGGAUCAAGUAAAGACGCAGCCAUCGUCGAUACUGGAGAAUGUGACAUUGCAUGAUUACCAAUUGAAAGGGAUGCAUUGGUUGUUGCGCAAAUAUGAGCAAGGAGUGAACCCUAUUCUGGGUGAUGAGAUGGGACUGGGAAAGACGUUGCAAGUCAUUGCAUUUUUUGCAGCGCUCGUAGCUCCUGCUCAAGACUUGAAAGAAUCUAAAGCUGGACGAAAAUAUUUAAUCAUUGCACCGUUAAGUGUGUUACCUAAUUGGACGGAACAAUUUGAGCAGUUUGCGCCCAGUAUUUCUACCGUCGUGUACAUUGGGCCUUUGAAAGAUCGAGAGGUUACGCAGAAGGUCAUUAAAGCCAGUUCGAUGGACCAAGCGUUGGUCGUAGUGACGUCAUAUGAGAUGUUAUUGUAUGACCACGGGUACUUUCACAAAAUUGUGUGGGAAGUAAUGAUAAUGGAUGAAGGACAUCGACUUAAGAACCCAAAGGGACAACUCUAUGGAAUUGUUUCGACUAGACUGCGGUCUACUUUUGCAGUGAUAUUGUCGGGAACACCAAUUCAGAAUGACCUUGAAGAGCUCUUUGCAUUGCUUUCAAUUCUCAACCCGAACGUUUUUAAGGACCAAAAGUUGUUUGAACUUACCUUUAGAGAUUGUUUCUCAGCAAACGCACAACGAUUAGAUGUGCAUCAAGAUGCUAAAUUGAAACGGUUGAACAAAGUAGAUGCGUUGAUGCAGAGACUAUUGGCUCCUCUGCUUCUUGUGCGCACACUUCAGGAUAUACAGGGUGCGUUUACAUUACCAAUACUUUCUGAAACAGUUGUUCAUACGCCGAUGUCAGCAAUGCAGCGCGCGUACUACAAGGAAGUGAUCACCAGGAAUGCUGAGGUUUUAAAUGGCGUGGCAAAAGCUCAAGGGAACAGGGUCCCUUUACUGAAUAUCUUACCUCAAUUGAGAAAAGUAUGCAACCAUCCAUACUUGUUCCCUGGAGCAGAACCUGAACCAUUUAUAGAAGGAAGCCAUUUGUAUGAAAACAGUGGCAAGCUCUUCGUACUUCACCAGAUUUUGCCGCGACUGAAACAAGAGGGUCAUCGAGUACUUCUUUUCAGCCAGUCGCCGCCUUUUUUAGACAUCAUUCAAGAUUUUCUCACGCUUGAAAGAUUUGCGUACGAACGAAUUGAUGGGUCUAGCGCCGAUACGAUCAUUUUUGCGGACUCGGACUACAAUCCGCAAAUGGACCUUCAGGCAGUAGCGCGCGCUUAUCGACUGGGUCAAACCAAACCUAUUCACGUGAUAAAAUUCGUCUGUGCGAACACAGUCGAAGAAAGCAUAUAUCGUCGCGCUCUAAAAAAGAUGCGCAUGGCCGAUCGCAUCCGUAACCUUGCACGCCGAGUUGAUGGUGGCGACGACGAAAGCGACGAUGAUUGUGACACUGGCUUGUCGGACAUAAUUCAGUUUGGACUACAUCGACUUAUGGAAACGUCUGCCAGUGAGGGUGAAGAUGCACUCAUAAAAGCUCUAGAUGAAGAACUCAUUCAGCAUAUUUUGUUCCGGAGAAUAGCCCGACCAGUUGAAGGAAUUGCAGCUCCCGGUCUGAACGGCGACAAGUUGCUCGAAUCAGGCGGAGAUUUUCGUGAGGCAAACAUGUACUAUUUUGAGGGAGAAGACUACUCAAAAGCUAGGAGUACGAAGACGCAAGAUGCAGAGUUGCUCCAAAAGUUGUGCACUGAAGCAGCAAGUUGCACAAAGCGACAAACAAUAACGGCUCGGAAGGUGUAUGAGCACAACGAAGUGAAUGAAGAUGAAGAAGAUGAGGAACAAGCUAAUGAGAACGAAGCAGAACGAAAUCGGAAACGAGAAAAACGGCGCCAAAAAGCGCUGGAAAGGAAACUUGCCCAGUGGAAAGCCAACGAAUGCACGUCAGCCGCAAUCGAUAGUAGCAAGCCGGAAGAUGGCUCACGACACUCACUACUGCGCAUCUCUGAUGGAUGUGGUCGACUGCACUACAAGUCCGGUGACGCCAGCCAACCGUCUCGGAGCUCCCUUCGCGACCGGCCAUAUAUUAUUGUUCAUUGCGUCGACAAUAGCGGCGUAUGGUGUUCGCGAGGUUUCUUCCGCUCUCUGUCAAUGCUUUCGCCCAUCAUUCAGAAGAAAUAUGAAGCGGCUGGGCGCUAUGGUGACCUUAUGCUUGGUAGUGCACACUUGAUUCCUCUACCGCCGCAAGCUGCUACAGACGACGGAGCAGCAACCGAUAGGUUUGUGUGCUUACUAGUCGUGCAGGGGUCUCUUGGAAAGAAAAAGCAACGAGUGGGAAACGGGCCUGGCACGAUGCAGCGCUUUCGUCAUGGUAAAUCGUCGACUUUUCACCUCAAUGCACUGGAGACUGCAUUGCAAGCGUUGGCGCAUCGUGCGCUCGAGUUGAGCGCAACCGUUCAUUUACCCCGAAUCGGCUACGGCACCCCCAAUUUCAAUUGGUAUGCUGUCGAGCGUUUACUAGCACACAAUCUUCGAGACGCGGGCGUUGACGCUACGAUUUACUAUUAUUCUGUAAAGCAGAGAUUUUCUUAG
Molecule: messenger RNA, 2619 nt
Organism: Peronospora farinosa
Lineage: Eukaryota; Oomycota; Peronosporomycetes; Peronosporales; Peronosporaceae
Source: the annotation of a GenBank genome assembly